GGUUCCGAGAGGACUAUAUGUUGUUUGUGUACGGAUUCGUAGCUUGGGUCGUGAGCGUAAGAUCCUUAUUUCAUUUCGGACUUGGACACAUCUUGAUGUGUGUUCCCCUUUAAGCCUAAAGAUGAUUAAAGCUGUCGAAAACCUUGACGAAAACAUUGACCGAGAGAGCAAAGACCAUAUGCACUUGCAAUUUGAAAAAAAUGAAGAUUUAAACGCUGAGGACAAUAUUAAUGAUAUAGAUAACGUUAUUAGUGCCUGGGAUAAUUUAGACUCUUUGAAUUCAAAUCAUGCUUCAAUUGUUCAAAGCCAACCGAAUCAAACUCCCAUCGCAAAAGUAAGAAGUUUUCCAAAAUCACAUAUUUGCGUCCUUUGUGACAAAAAUUUCACUAGAAGACCAGACUUGGACCGACAUGUGCGAAAUGUGCAUAUACUGAAAACUGGUACUCAUGAAUGCUUUAUCUGCGAUAAGAGGUUCAAGGAAAGGGCCCAUCUAAAACGCCAUGUGGAGAGUGUUCAUGGUGAGACUUUGCCCACACCAUUUACUUGCGGUUUAUGCCAGGAAGCUUUCACCACAGACAGAUUAUUGCAGUUACACAUGAAAAUCCACACCUCUGCCACGCCAUUUAAAUGUGAAAUUUGUUCCAAGUCUUUUGUUGCCAAGAGAAAUUUAGCAAUGCACGUAUCAGCGGUUCAUUUGAACGAAAGACCAUUCGAAUGUGAGCAGUGCCAGAAAAAGUUCUCACGUAAAGGUCAUCUUGAACGUCAUAUGAUGAGUCAUAGAAAUGAAAAGCCACAUCUAUGCGACGUCUGCGGCCAAGCUUUUUUAACGGCGGGCAAUCGUAAAGCUCACGUCAAACGGGUUCAUUUGAAAGAGAGAAGCUAUGAGUGUGGAAUUUGUAGUAAAAAUUAUUUCUGUUCGAAAAUGCUUAAGUAUCAUUUGAAAACUCACACAGGUGAGAAGAAUUACGAGUGUGAAACGUGUGGAAAACAAUUCAUUGUUUUAAAAUCCUUGGAAAAUCAUCGUCAACUCCAUUCUGGUCUUCGACCUUUUGCCUGCGACAAAUGCGACAAAACAUAUGUGGUUGCUUCUCAUCUCAAACGGCAUCAAAAGGAAGGAAGAUGUGUGAUUAAUGUUUUUAAGAAACAAAAACAAUGAAAGUUUUAAAUCAGCAUUUAAAAUUGUAUGCCUUUUAAUUUUAACUU
Molecule: messenger RNA, 1203 nt
Organism: Saccostrea cuccullata (small rock oyster)
Lineage: Eukaryota; Metazoa; Mollusca; Bivalvia; Ostreida; Ostreidae
Product: gastrula zinc finger protein XlCGF8.2DB-like
Exons: 2
Coding region: 122-1156 (344 amino acids)
Biological process (GO): regulation of transcription by RNA polymerase II
Molecular function (GO): RNA polymerase II cis-regulatory region sequence-specific DNA binding; DNA-binding transcription factor activity, RNA polymerase II-specific
Source: RefSeq, a predicted model, not a curated record